This is a messenger RNA of Anoplopoma fimbria (sablefish), 4150 nucleotides long. Its product is annotated as forkhead box protein J3-like. Lineage: Eukaryota; Metazoa; Chordata; Actinopteri; Perciformes; Anoplopomatidae. Gene Ontology annotation, biological process: regulation of transcription by RNA polymerase II. The coding region runs from base 326 to 2197 and encodes 623 amino acids. Gene Ontology annotation, molecular function: DNA-binding transcription factor activity, RNA polymerase II-specific; RNA polymerase II cis-regulatory region sequence-specific DNA binding. Gene Ontology annotation, cellular component: nucleus. The transcript is spliced from 13 exons. The record is from RefSeq and is a predicted model, not a curated record.
CAGAACAGGCUGUCUGGAGCUUCUGAACCAGAGUACAAAAAAAAUAAAAUAAUCAUUGUGCCGGUUCACAUUUCCCCUACGACGCAGCGGCCAUUGCAGCGGCUAAAUGAAGAACUUGUGAGGAUGCACGAGGGAAGGACUCUACCUUUCACUUCGGUGACUUCCCCAGAUGCUUUGGCCCAAAGAAAGAUGGAAAGGAAUGGGAAGAACUUGAGCCAAGGCUGCUGCACAGCACCCAUCGAGUGAGCCAGCAGGAGAUCCUCCAUUCGCCAAGUCGCUGAACCUCUCACCCUUCCCUUUUUGACCCCUUCGAACUACAAGAGCCAUGACCUCUGAGCUGGAGAGUAGCCUGACCUCAAUGGACUGGCUCCCCCAGCUUAGCAUGAGGGCAGCCAUACAGAAGUCCGACGCGGGACACCACCACAGUCACCACCAUGGACACCACCAUCACGGCCUCCACCAUCACGGGCACGGGCCCGGCAAGAAAGUCGUCCACCUGGACCCGGGAACAACGCUGGACCAGGAGGAAGCUGCGCAGCACCGAGACGGUAAACCGCCCUACAGCUACGCCAGCCUGAUCACCUUUGCAAUCAACGGCUCACCGCGCAAACGGAUGACCCUCAGUGAGAUCUACCAGUGGAUCUGUGACAACUUCCCCUACUACCGAGAGGCGGGCAGCGGCUGGAAGAAUUCUAUACGACACAACCUGUCCUUGAACAAGUGUUUUCUCAAAGUGCCUCGCUCCAAAGAUGACCCUGGAAAAGGUUCGUACUGGGCCAUAGACACCAAUCCUAAAGAAGACACAGUACCCAGCAGGCCAAAGAAGAGACCGCGCUCUGGAGAGAGGGCAUCAACUCCUUACAGCCUGGAGUCUGAGUCUCUGAGAAUGGACUGCAUCAUGUCAGGAGGGGCGUCCCCCACUCUGGCCAUCAACGCUGUAACCAACAAGGUAGCACUGUACAACCCCGAGGCAGAAGGCAGCGAGAGUCCUGGUAGUCUGGGCAGCCUGAGCAACAGCCUUUCAGAGCAGAGUUUGGCAUCCGUCAACCUUAACAACCUGAACACCGCCGUCAGCAGCGGCAGCAACGUACACAGCUACACACCAGUGAGUAGCCACUCAGAGCCUUCGUCCCAGUCCCUGAGCCUCCAGCAGCCCGCCCAGCCGCCGCCGCCUCCCCCUCCUCCCCCACAGCCCCAGUACGGUUUGCCCGUCCCGGAGUCACGGGACAAGCAGCUCUGUUUUUCCGACUUUGAGGACCUCAGCUCUUCUUUUCGCAGUCUUUACAAGUGCGUCUUUGAGCAGUCCUUCUCACAGCAAGGUUUGAUGGGUAUGCCUGGCGAUUCAAGCCAGCAGGCCCGGACCGCCUGCUCCUACCAGCACUCUCCUGGUGCGGGAAACGGAGGCGGCGGCCACCAUCACCAACAACACAACCACGGUCAGGCAUCGCACCAUCCCCAUCACCCUCAGCAGCACCUCUCCCCUCACUCCGCCCACAGCCAGCACCAGUCGCACGGUCAGCAUGGCCAACACCAACAGCACCCUGCUCAUUCCCAGCAGCAUCCUUCUCUCUCCCACCAGAGUCACACCGGACAAACCUGCCCCUCAACAGACUGGUACCCCAACCUGGACUGGCUCAAGGAGAGCUGUCGCAUUGCUACCAGCUACAACUGGGCUGACGUAGACCUCUCCCCGUUUCAAGGUCUGAAGGAGAGCAUGCGGCAGGCCGAGCUCAACAACUGGUCGCUGGACGCCGCCCAGAUGGCCGACCUGUGCUCCUCCAUAAACCAGUUCUUCACGGCCACGGGGGUCAUCCCCCCGCAGGGCGCCGCCCACCCACAACCUCAGGUCCCACACCCGACACCACCUGGAGCACCGCAGCACCCGGCUCAGCCACACGGGGCAAUGCACCCGAAGGCCAGCCAGCUCAAUCAGCACGGACAACACAACCAACAUAACCAACACAUCAGCACGGGGAACAUGUACAUCGACUCGAGACAGAGCAUUUCUUCUCUGAUGGGCCCACCAGGAUACCCCCACAUGCCUCCCAUGAGCAACACGGCUCCCACCAUGACAGGUCAUCUCAGCCAGCUGAGCCAGCAGCAGCAACACAGGCUGCCUCUGGGACACUUCCAGGUGAGACGCAUGCUCGCCGCAGACGACAUCCAGGACGACUUUGACUGGGACUCUAUCGUUUAAACUUAGCCGUAGGUGAAGACUGAGAGACUGGAGGUGAGAGAGACACGUGAUGACAGGUGAGGUAUGGAACUAGCCGGCAACCUUUCACCUGUGUGAAAAAAAACAGAAGACAAUCCAACAGAAAGCAAACCGAAAGUCAUUUUUCUGAUCUUGCUGGCCUUUUUUUUGCCCCUGUUACAAGUGGAUGUUGAGUCUAAAGACAAUCAUUCAAAAAAUGAGAUACAGGUUUGGACCAAGCCAAGAUACAAACACGCAUUGUCCAAAGCAAAAAUGGAGUCUGAAGCUCUCUGAAUUGUCUCAUGUUGUGUCCCCCAGUGCCAACAGGGUUACAAGUCGCCAAAGUGUUGUCAAAUCGUCUGUGAAUUGUUUUCUUUUUGUUUUCUUAAAUGUGUUUCCUGCUAAAACUUGUGUGCCAUGUCUGCAAAGUCUCAGCGCCUGUGCCUGAAAUGAAUAGAAACUUUUGUCUUUUUCCAAACUCCCUGCAGAAAAUCAUCUCUCACACACAUUCAACAAACUAUUUCAUCCUUUCCUCCUUGUAACAUCUGUUUGUUCACUCUAACACUGGGCAUCUGUGUGGCUCUUUACAGCUACAGUAAGAAGGAUGAUUUAUGAAGAAGAAAGAAGAAAUGAUGGUGCACCUGUUCAACUUGAAUCAAUGGUGGUUGAAUGAAGCACCACCUGCUGGUUAAAACAGGCACCAUCAUAGCUUCCUUUGCCCCCAAAAAGUUCUAUGCACCACAAUCUGUUCUUUCUUCACAUUUUGUUCUGUCACAUUGGACACCAAGUCUAAACUUUUAUUUUAAGUGUCGUCAUUAAGUGUGUUUGUGUGUGUUGUGUGUGUGUGUGUGUGGAACAGUCCAUGGUGCCGUGUUCUCAGGGUGUUUUCAUUCAUAUACCACGUCAGAUCAACACAAAACCACUACCAUCUCUGUACAUGAGGUUACUGUGUGUUGUCCGGUGACGUCAGUGUUCGCUUCCAGUUGUCAAACAGUGAGCCUCCUGGUGACUGUGGUCAAAAAGUUUCAAAUUUUAAUUUGUCAGCUUAUAAGCUAACGGAUAAAAAAUACUGUGGAAUAAGCUUUCAGUUGCUCAAACAACAAACACUAAAUACAAUGAAAAUGAGAUGCUGGCUAGACUUGGACUUUGUCAACAAUGACAAAAUAUAAUUCAGUGUUUUAAGGUUUUUUUUAUUUUAGGAAAGUGCAGGCAGAGAAGGUCGGCCAUGAUUUCAAGAUGCCUCAUUUAGGAGUCGACGAGCAGUUUUUGCACAAAACCAAACUUCAUAGCAUCUAUUGAACAGAAAUAAAAGAAAACCGUGAACAUUUUAUUUCUUUGUUUCAGAAGACAUUUAAAAAAAAAAAAACAGAUCAGCAAAGGAGCAAAAACUAAACAAAGGUUUUUAAAUGCUCAACUUUUCUUACUGUGAUGUUUAAUUUUGUCUGUGUGUACAAGUGUGUAUAGUCUUCUCUGAUUUCCUUUAGCAAACAGCUCCGUACGGCUCAAAAAAAUAUACAUAAGAAAUAAAAAGUAAUUUGUUUGUAUUAAGUGGGUACAAAGUGACAUUUGGGACCUUAAAGUGCUUUUCUUUUGGAAGAUCUCAGUGAUUGUUCGAAUGGUCUAAACAAGGUCUCAUAUUAAAAAAGAAAAAAAAUACUCUUUAUUAUUGCCAUUAAAUGCUGUAUUACAGUGACCAGCAUAUAUAUCUUGUAUGUUUGUGUGUUGUUGUCCAUGUAAAUAACAGUAUGUUACUCCUAUGUUUGCCCUUGAAAAACACAGACUGAAAAAAAGAAAACAGCAAAUGGAGAGAAAGUAUUUUGUUAUCUGUCCUUCAGGAGACACAGUAUGUACAUAUCUUCAUUAUAUUGUAAAUAAGUGGUAAAAAAAAAUGGCAUUGGCGUUUUGUGUGUUAUAAAUACUCUGUGUAUGGCAGUUUAACAGAUAAAAUCUGUCUCA